Cryptomeria japonica (Japanese cedar) is the source of this 745-nucleotide messenger RNA. RefSeq lists its product as uncharacterized. NCBI's taxonomy places the organism in Eukaryota, Viridiplantae, Streptophyta, Pinopsida, Cupressales, Cupressaceae. The record is from RefSeq and is a predicted model, not a curated record. The transcript has 3 exons. Bases 74 to 604 code for a protein of 176 amino acids. Gene Ontology annotation, molecular function: fatty acyl-CoA hydrolase activity.
UACAGGCAGAUUGAAGGUUCUUUCUCGGAGCAUUUUGAAGGUUCUUUCCCAGAGAAAAUACAUCAGUGCUCCAAUGGCUGAGAAAGGCAAACAGAUCGGUGCGAUGGAUCCCAUGGUGCCAUCUGAGUAUUCUGCCCACAAAGUUUCAGAGUCUGCUGCAGCUAAAUGGCUCAAUUCUAUCCGUUCAACCGAUUCUCUGCCUCCCCAGAACGAGACUCAUGGCUUCCAGGAGAGCUUAAUAAUUCGUCAGUUGACUGUCAAUCAGGUAGAACCUGGAAUCGUCAUUGCUACCAUUACAGUUCACUCUUCCCUCACGAACAGAUACAAUACGUUACAUGGAGGAGCAGUUGCAAUGAUUUCUAAUAUCGUGGGCAUGGCGGCUGUAAAGACUGUUGCAGUAGAUAAGGAUUUUGAGCCGGCUGAACUAAGCAUGUCUUAUGUCUAUGCAGGGCGCAUUGGAGUGGAGUUGGAGGUCAAGGCAAAAGUACUCAAGUUUGAAAACAAUGCAGCAGUAUCUUCCAUUGAUAUUAGAAAUAAGGAAACAAAGCAAGCAAUAUUUCAAGGUUGUUGCACAUUUCAUAGCAUGCCAAAAUCACGCAUGUGAUUUCUUUCUUUUUAUCCAUUUUAUAAAUCACUAAACCAAAAUAGUAAAAUAUGUCUAUUGUGGUGAUAAUAUUGUUCAAUACCUUUUGAGAUAUUAUAUCCAUAUGAUUAUAGUGGUACCUAUGUUAAUGAGGCUAUGAGA